Messenger RNA from Heterocephalus glaber (naked mole-rat), 1601 nucleotides. RefSeq names its product glycerol kinase 5 (gene Gk5). Gene Ontology annotation, molecular function: kinase activity; phosphotransferase activity, alcohol group as acceptor. The record is from RefSeq and is a predicted model, not a curated record. Gene Ontology annotation, biological process: triglyceride metabolic process; glycerol metabolic process; phosphorylation. Gene Ontology annotation, cellular component: mitochondrion. NCBI's taxonomy places the organism in Eukaryota, Metazoa, Chordata, Mammalia, Rodentia, Bathyergidae.
GCGGGGGUGGCGUUGUGGCUUGAGGGCUGGGAUGUCGGAGCAGUCUAAUGGACUCCAGCACCGGCCUACGGCCUUCGUGCUGGGGCUGGACGUGGGGAGCUCUGUGAUCCGCUGCCACGUCUAUGACCGGACGGCGCUGGUUCGCGGCUCCAGCGCGCAGAAGGUAGAAAAUAUUUAUCCUCAAGCUGGCUGGGUUGAAAUUGAUCCUGAUAUUUUGUGGGCUCAGUUUGUUGCUGUAAUAAAAGAUUCUGUCAAAGAUGCGGGGAUACAGAUGAGGCAGGUUGUUGGUCUCGGCAUAUCAACACAGAGAGCAACUUUUAUUACCUGGAACAGGAAAACAGGAAAGCAUUUUCACAACUUCAUUAGUUGGCAAGACCUAAGAGCAGCUGAACUUGUAAAAUCUUGCAAUAAUUCUCUUCUGAUGAAGGUAUUUCACAGUUUCUGCAGAGUGGCUUACUUUUUCACUAGAAAGAGGCGAUUUUUAACAGGCAGCCAGUUUACUUUCACUACCCAGCAAGUUUCCAUGCGUUUGGCCUGGAUUUUACAGAACAAGACUGAGGUACAAAAGGCAGUUGAAGAAGAAAAUUGUUGCUUCGGGACUAUUGAUACCUGGUUGUUACACAAGCUCACAAAAGGUUCUGCAUAUGCUACGGACUUUUCAAAUGCCAGUACAACUGGAUUUUUUGAUACAUAUAAGAUGUGCUGGAGCAGUUUCCUUACCUACCUGGCUUCCAUACCACUCUCUGUCCUGCCUCCUAUAAAGGACACAAGCCACAAUUUUGGAUCAGUGGAUGAGGAGAUAUUUGGUGUGCCUAUACCAAUACUUGCCUUGGUUGGUGAUCAGCAGUCAGCCAUGUUUGGAGAGUGCUGCUUCCAGAGAGGAGACGUGAAGUUAACCAUGGGAACAGGAACUUUUUUGGAUAUAAAUACUGGCAAUGACCCUCUGAAUGGUACUGGAGAUCUUUUCACAGAUGCUGCUGAGACUGAAAAAAUGGCCACAAGUCUUGAAGAUUCUGAAGGAGUUUAUUUUGUUCCAUCUUUUAGCGGAUUACAGGCUCCAUUAAAUGACCCCUGUGCGUGUGCCUCCUUUAUGGGUUUGAAGCCUUCCACCAGUAAAUACCAUCUUGUACGAGCAAUAUUGGAGUCAAUAGCAUUCAGAAACAAACAAUUAUAUGAGAUCAUGCAGAAAGAGAUCCAUAUUCCUAUCACGAAAAUCCGGGCAGAUGGAGGAGUAUGUAGGAAUGGUUUUGUCAUGCAGAUGACUUCAGAUUUGAUCAAUGAGAACAUAGACAGACCUGCCCACUUCGACAUGUCCUGCCUGGGUGCAGCUUCUCUGGCUGGCCUUGCUGUUGGGUUUUGGAAAGACAAGGAAGAAUUAAAUAAACUGAGGCAAAGCGAAAUGGUUUUCAAGCCACAAAAGAAAUGGGAAGACUAUGAAAUGAAUAUGGAAAACUGGGUGAAAGCAGUGAAGCGCUCCAUGCAUUGGUACAACAAGGCUUGACACUGGUGGACCUGCCCACGGAGUGCAGGGCUGGUGGCCUCAGGGAUCCCAGCACCGGAGAUUCAAUGAGAAAAAGCAUUGCUCUUUUAAAAAACAAAAA